Messenger RNA from Thamnophis elegans (Western terrestrial garter snake), 1120 nucleotides. Its product is annotated as ribonuclease P protein subunit p30-like. The coding region runs from base 51 to 860 and encodes 269 amino acids. NCBI's taxonomy places the organism in Eukaryota, Metazoa, Chordata, Lepidosauria, Squamata, Natricidae. The record is from RefSeq and is a predicted model, not a curated record. Gene Ontology annotation, cellular component: nucleolar ribonuclease P complex; ribosome. Gene Ontology annotation, molecular function: RNA binding; structural constituent of ribosome. The transcript has 11 exons. Gene Ontology annotation, biological process: translation; tRNA processing.
UUCUGUUUUUUUUUUUUGCUCUUUACGGUUCCCCUCCACGUGGAUGGAAGAUGGCCGCGUUUGCGGACCUCAACAUCCUCUACUCGCCGGAGAAAGAAGCCUUGCAGAAGUUGGUGGAGGCUGCAGCGCACCUUGGCUAUUCAACUGUGGCAAUCAAUUAUGUUGUCAGCUAUGAAGAAAAGAAAAAAGAAAUUGUCAAGCCAAUAACCUCCGCAGAACUGUUUACAUCCUUGCCUCUUGUACAGGGGAAAUCCAAGCCAAUUAAGAUUUUAUCAAGGCUGACACUAGUGGUUUCUGAUCCAUCCCACUGCAAUGUUCUGAGAGCGACGUCCACAAAUAUCAAAUAUUAUGACAUCUUUGCUGUAUUUCCUAAGAAUGCGAAACUCUUUCACGUGGCAUGCACAACCUUAGAUGUAGACUUGGUGUGUGUUGAUGUGACGGAAAAGCUGCCCUUCUUCAUCAAGAGACCAUCUGUCAAUGUGGCAAUAGAGCGAGGUGUCUACUUCGAACUUAUUUACGUCCCCGCCAUCAAAGACUCCACAAUGCGACGGUACACAAUCUCGAAUGCCUUCAGCCUGAUGCAGAUCUGCCGUGGAAAGAAUAUCGUUCUGUCCAGCGGAGCUGAAAAGCCUAUCCAGUUGCGAAGUCCGUAUGAUGUGGCUAAUUUAGGUUGGUUAUUCGGCCUUUCAGAAAGCCAUGGCAAGGCAGCUGUUUCAACCAACAGCCGAUCCGUCCUUCUGCAUGGAGAAGCCAGGAAAUCCGCCUGUGGAGUGGUGUAUACAGUGAAGAAACCUCAACCUCCAGAAGAUGAGGAAGAGGAUGGCGCUCCACUCAGUAAAAAAGCCAAAACAGAUUUGUGAAUUACAAGUUUACUUCUCUGACACCCAUGGUCAGCCCAAACCUCCAAGGCUAUCUUACCUUACCUGAUGAAGAGGAGGGAUUUCAUAUCGCUAAGUUGACACAAGUAUCUACUUAGGUGAAUUCUCUAUAUGGACUUUAGGAGAAAUAGAUGAUGCUCCUUGAAUAUUGACUGGUGAAACAUGGCAACACAACAUUUAAAAGAAGUGGGAGAACUUGUAUAUAGCUGCUUUCUUUUAUAAUAAAUAUAUCUUAUCAAAUA